This is a messenger RNA of Abrus precatorius (Indian licorice), 1950 nucleotides long. Its product is annotated as probable serine/threonine-protein kinase At1g01540. The coding region runs from base 93 to 1613 and encodes 506 amino acids. The transcript has 7 exons. The record is from RefSeq and is a predicted model, not a curated record. NCBI's taxonomy places the organism in Eukaryota, Viridiplantae, Streptophyta, Magnoliopsida, Fabales, Fabaceae. Gene Ontology annotation, molecular function: protein kinase activity; ATP binding. Gene Ontology annotation, biological process: protein phosphorylation.
UGCCACUGGGUCCCACCAUGCCAGCUGCUAUUGCCUCCAUCACUUUCUUCUUCAUCUUCUUCUUCUCGCUCUGAGUUAGUUCAUUCUUCGCAAUGCCCAAUCAUUCCACCGCCACAAUGAACGAUCAACUAUCCAACCCCACCUCCAUUUUCGGCCUCCGUCUAUGGGUGGUUCUCGGUGUUUGUGUCGGCGCCGCCAUUGUUCUUCUUCUCUUUCUCAUCUCUAUAUGGCUCGCUUUCAAGCGUUCCAAGACCAGCCCUUCUAUUCCCGACGUAUCCAAAGAGAUCCAAGAAAUCAGAGUCGUCGACCAUGCUCCGAAUCCCGCCCUCCAACCCGACCCGUUUCCCGAACCCGAACCUAUUCCUUCCAACGAGCGACAAUCCUUGCUUUCUAUUCCUCCCGAAGAUGAAACAAAUUCUCUCGCCUUCAACAGAAUUCAGUUUGAGAUUGGGAAGAAUCAUCGAAUCUCGUACCCUGAACGUGCCUUCGUUCGGUCUGGUUCGAAUGAGGAACCUCGACCCGUGGAUCAGGUUCCGACUGUGAUUCCUGAAGUUUCUCAUUUGGGCUGGGGCCACUGGUACACUCUCAGGGAGCUUGAGGAUUCUACUAGUGGGUUUGCUCCCGAGAAUGUUAUUGGUGAAGGUGGAUAUGGGAUUGUGUAUCAUGGUAUUUUGAAUGACAAUACUCAUGUUGCUAUCAAGAAUCUCCUCAAUAAUAGGGGACAAGCUGAGAAAGAGUUUAAGGUUGAAGUGGAAGCUAUAGGACGUGUUCGUCACAAGAAUUUAGUGAGGUUGCUUGGUUAUUGCGCUGAAGGAGCUCAUAGAAUGCUUGUGUAUGAGUACGUUGACAAUGGUAACUUAGAGCAGUGGCUGCAUGGGGAUGUUGGGCCUUGCAGUCCUCUAACAUGGGAAAUUCGAAUGAACAUUAUUCUAGGAACGGCAAAAGGGUUAACUUAUCUUCACGAGGGGUUGGAACCAAAAGUUGUUCACCGUGAUAUUAAAUCAAGCAACAUUUUGCUUAAUAGGCACUGGAAUGCGAAGGUGUCAGACUUUGGCCUUGCCAAACUCCUUGGCUCCGAUAACAGCUACAUUACAACCCGUGUCAUGGGUACAUUUGGAUAUGUUGCUCCUGAAUAUGCAAGUACUGGCAUGUUGAAUGAAAGAAGUGACGUGUAUAGUUUUGGAAUUCUUAUCAUGGAAGUAAUUACAGGAAGGAAUCCAGUUGAUUAUAGUCGGCCUCCUGAAGAGGUGAAUUUAGUUGACUGGCUCAAGAAGAUGGUUAGUAACAGAAAUCCAGAGGGGGUAUUGGAUCCCAAGCUCCCUGAGAAACCAACUUCGAGGGCACUAAAGCGAGCCCUUCUUGUAGCCUUACGAUGCACGGACCCUAAUGCACAAAAGCGGCCUAAAAUGGGGCAUGUCAUACACAUGCUUGAAGCCGAAGAUUCUCCCUACAAAGAGGAUCGCAGAGCUAGAAGGGAUGCUGGACAUUCACCUAACGAUAGAGUAGGGGAUGGAUUGAAAGAGGAGGCAGCUGUAUCAGUUGAUGCUUGUAAACUUGAAAACGGGAUGUGUGCCAAUGAGACAAGAUCAAACCAUCAAAUAGAAAAGCAAUAAAUUUGCAUAUCUGUCUCUUAAAUGACCAAAAAAACUGGUGGCACCCUUCACAACCUGUCAUUGCUAUAGGCCAAAAAAAAAAUAAAAAUCAAAUUUGCAUCCAUCGGGCCAUAACAUACUUUGCUUUAGGUUGUUUGCACCUUCCAUACCUCAGUCUAUACUCACAUAACCAACCCCACAACUAGAUUUAUCUGCUUUCUGUCUGUCCCGUGCCUUUUUUUUAAGGGAUGAUGAUUUUAGCUAUAGAGGUUGCUCAUGUAAAUUUUAGCGAUAUUGUUCUAUUCAUUCAAUAAAAGAUUAUUAAUAAUGCAUGGUUGGAUAUCAUGUUUUGAUCUGC